Messenger RNA from Ceratotherium simum simum (southern white rhinoceros), 1940 nucleotides. Lineage: Eukaryota; Metazoa; Chordata; Mammalia; Perissodactyla; Rhinocerotidae. The record is from RefSeq and is a predicted model, not a curated record.
GGGGCCGAGGCGGCGAGCGCGGUUGGGAGGGUCCUGGGCCAGGGGUUGGGGCUGGGCCGGGGUGAGUCGAACCCGGGCAGCGGGCGGGGCGGGGCGGAGCUGGAAAUGGGGCGCUGCGAGGUUGGGAGCACACCCUGAGCUCGUCGUGCGUGGGGAGAGCCGAACACAGGGGGCGCCAGAGCCGGAGGCGGAGGAGUGAAGUCAGGGCUGAGUGGGCGGAAGAGAGCCUGGGCUGAGACAUGGCCACUUAUCACCAAGCAGGACACAUGCAACUGCCCCGAGCUGAUGCCAUUCGUUCACGUCUCAUUGAUACUUUUUCUCUCAUCGAGCAUCUGCAAGGCUUGAGCCAAGCUGUGCCACGGCACACUAUCCGGGAGAUACUUGAUCCUUCCCAUCAGAAGAAACUUAUGUUGGGAGAUCAACACCAGCUUGUGCGCUUCUCCAUAAAGCCUCGUCGUGUAGAACGGAUUACACAUGGCCAGAGGAUGAUGAGCAGCCUUCGAGUGCGCUGCAGUCAGAGGCCACCUCUUUCUUUGUGGGCUGGAUGGGUCCUUGAGUGUCCUCUCUUCACAAACUUCAUCAUCUUCCUCAUCUUCUUGAAUACGAUUGUACUGAUGGUUGAAAUAGAAUUGCUUGAAUCCUCAAAUACCAAACUGUGGCCACUGAAGCUGACUCUGGAGGUGGCAGCUUGGUUCAUCUUGCUUAUUUUCAUCUUGGAGAUCCUUCUUAUGUGGCUAUCCAGCUUUUUCCUUUUCUGGAAGAAUGCCUGGAAUGUCUUUGACUUUUUUGUCACCAUAUUGUCCCUGCUUCCUGAGGUUGUGGUGCUGGUAGGGGUAACAGGCCAGUCUGUAUGGCUCCAGUUGCUGAGGAUCUGCCGGGUGCUAAGGUCUCUCAAACUCUUUGCGCGAUUCCGUCAAAUUCGAGUCAUUAUUUUGGCCCUGGUCAGGGCCCUCAAGAGCAUGACCUUCCUCUUGAUGUUGCUGCUCAUCUUCUUCUACAUUUUUGCUGUGGCUGGUGUCUACUUCUUUGAGGAUUACACCCGUUCAACUCGCCAGGACCUGGAGUACCACAUGUUCUUCUCGGACCUGCUGAAUUCCCUAGUGACAGUGUUCAUUCUCUUCACCAUGGAUCAUUGGUAUGCAUUGCUUCAGGAUACCUGGAAAGUGCCUGAAGUCAGCCGUGCCUUCAGCAGCAUCUAUGUCAUCCUUUGGUUGCUACUGGGUUCCAUUAUCUUUCGAAAUAUCAUAGUAGCCAUGAUGGUUACUAACUUCCAGAAUAUCAGGAAUGAGCUGAAUGAGGAGAUGACACAUCUGGAGGUUCAGCACAAAGCCGACAUAUUCAAGCGGCAGAUUAUCCAGAGGAGACAAAACCUUUCUCCUGAGGCACUGAGGUCAAGCCUUAGCAAAACCGAUGCCAGAGAUGCCAGUCAACCAGAGGAAUCUUUGGUCUUAGAAGCUUCUCAAGAAAAGUCUCAACACAGUGCAGCUGAAGAGGGUUCAAGAGCAUCUGCAUCAAAAACAAAAGAGUCCUUGUCAAAAAUGAAAAAGUCCUCAUCUUCCUCUUCCUCUUCCUCCUCCUCAUCUUCAUCUUCCUACUCUUCCUCUUCUUAUGACUCCAGAUAUUUUGACUCUCUUGGUCAGUUGGACUGGGAGACUCAUGUGCACCAGAAUCUGCCUGGGCUAAUGGAAAUGGAUCAGGAUGAACGUGUUGUUUGGCCUAGAGAUUCACUCUUCCGAUAUUUUGAGUUGCUAGAAAAGCUUCAGUAUAACCUGGAGGAGCGUAAGCGGUUACAAGAGUUUGCAGUGCAGGCACUGAUGAACUUUGAAGACAAGUAAAGCCGACAAUGGAUGGCUUCAAUAUCUUUGGCAAAAUAUAAUGAAGGGAAUAGUUGGAAAUGGAGAAUUCAAAGUAUAAAUGUCUAAUAAAUACUGCUGAUAAUU